Rhineura floridana is the source of this 1295-nucleotide messenger RNA. Its product is annotated as C-terminal-binding protein 1-like. The record is from RefSeq and is a predicted model, not a curated record. The coding region runs from base 144 to 1241 and encodes 365 amino acids. NCBI's taxonomy places the organism in Eukaryota, Metazoa, Chordata, Lepidosauria, Squamata, Rhineuridae. Gene Ontology annotation, molecular function: transcription corepressor activity; NAD binding; oxidoreductase activity, acting on the CH-OH group of donors, NAD or NADP as acceptor. The transcript has a single exon.
AGAUUGCAGGAGGCUGAAAGAAAAGUUAAAGAGAUGAGGAGGAGGAUCAAAUGACAGUUUGCUGUGUUGACUUCCAGUACUGAAGACUGUAAAUAGCUGAGAAGUGGAAUUAAUGACUCUGAAACUGAAACCCAUUUUAAAAGAUGUCAGGCAUUCGACCACCAAUCAUGAAUGGGCCCAUGCACCCACGCCCUUUGGUAGCACCGCUGGAUGGUCGUGAUUGUACCGUAGAAAUGCCGAUCCUGAAGGACGUAGCCACUGUGGCGUUUUGUGAUGCACAGUCUACACAAGAGAUCCAUGAAAAGGUACUAAAUGAAGCAGUGGGUGCCCUGAUGUAUCACACCAUCACUUUAACCCGUGAAGAUCUGGAGAAGUUUAAAGCACUUCGAAUAAUUGUUCGAAUUGGAAGUGGUUUUGAUAAUAUUGAUAUUAAAUCUGCUGGUGAUUUAGGGAUUGCAGUAUGUAAUGUUCCAGCUGCAUCAGUAGAAGAGACAGCAGACUCUACAAUGUGCCACAUCUUGAACCUGUACAGACGAACCACCUGGCUUCAUCAGGCCUUGCGAGAAGGCACAAGGGUGCAGAGUGUGGAGCAGAUCUGGGAAGUUGCUUCUGGGGCUGCAAGAAUCCGAGGGGAGACCCUAGGCAUUAUUGGGUUAGGACGAGUCGGUCAAGCAGUUGCUCUACGUGCAAAAGCCUUUGGCUUCAAUGUAAUUUUCUAUGACCCAUACCUCUCAGAUGGCAUGGAACGUGCUCUUGGACUUCAGCGGGUGAGCACUUUACAGGAUUUGCUGUUUCACAGUGACUGUGUCACCCUCCACUGCAGCCUGAAUGAACACAAUCAUCAUCUUAUUAAUGAUUUCACCAUUAAACAGAUGCGACAGGGAGCCUUCCUGGUGAACAUGGCUCGUGGAGGGCUAGUAGAUGAAAAAGCACUUGCACAAGCCCUGAAGGAAGGAAGGAUACGAGGGGCAGCGUUGGAUGUACACGAGUCAGAACCAUUCAGCUUCAGUCAGGGUCCUCUGAAGGAUGCACCAAAUCUGAUCUGUACUCCACAUGCUGCCUGGUACAGUGAACAAGCCUCAAUAGAGAUGCGGGAGGAAGCAGCCCGGGAGAUUCGGAAAGCUAUUACAGGUGCCAGCCGUAUUCUCCUAAGUGUUCUUUUACUGACUGUCUUAAUGUUGACAAGUUGUUUUUGCUUAUUAUAUUUGUUAUGUCACUGUUUUAUUAUUUUUUGUUAUUAGGAAAUUGUUUUUGCAAUUGUUUUUGAGAUGUAUUUUUGUUCCCCUUGCUGUAAG